AUUCUCGAAUGUUCUCGAAUAUUGAUGGAUGGAUCCUCGGCGCAGCUUUCUCAUGGAUAGCUUUUCAGUUGCUUCUCAUCCUCCACACCCUUCAGACGUCUUUAAAAAUAUUCCUAUUAAAUACUACACCGAUCGACUUAAUUUUUUACAUUAUGUGGUCUUACAUUAUGUGGUACAAUGAAAUUAAGUUGACAAAUGAUGAUCUACCUUACGAAUAUAUAUAUGACAAUGAUGACCCUUAUGUUCCGACCUUCAAACCGGAUGCACCAAGCAGCACCAGCCUCAACGCCGUUGCUGCUGAAGCUCCAACCAAAACACAAACUUCAAAACAAAUCCCUCCCGUUCCACACUCGUCGUAUCGGAAAGAUGGUAAACGUAUCUAUAAGUUUUCAUGUACGCAUAGCGACAGAGAAAAGAUGGAGCUGUGGAAGGAAGCCUAUGAUAUAUACAACUCAAAUCAAAAACAUACUGUGAUUGUCGAGAAAGCGAGAGAAAAUGAUACUGUGAUUACAGUAAUACAUCCUUGUCUGCACAGGAUCAAAGGUCCUGUUGAUCCCGAAAUGGCUACCAAGUGUCCUUAUUGUAAAAAGCUUAUUCGCACAACCAAAGUGCUUCCUAAUUUAUAAAUAGCAUACAACUUGUGACAAAGGAUGUAAAAUAUUCAAUAAACCUGGAAUAUCCUGACAGGAA
Messenger RNA from Drosophila ananassae, 690 nucleotides. RefSeq lists its product as uncharacterized. The transcript is spliced from 2 exons. Lineage: Eukaryota; Metazoa; Arthropoda; Insecta; Diptera; Drosophilidae. Bases 9 to 626 code for a protein of 205 amino acids. The record is from RefSeq and is a predicted model, not a curated record.